Loa loa (African eye worm) is the source of this 441-nucleotide messenger RNA. RefSeq lists its product as hypothetical. The transcript is spliced from 5 exons. The record is from RefSeq and is a predicted model, not a curated record. The coding region runs from base 1 to 441 and encodes 146 amino acids. Lineage: Eukaryota; Metazoa; Nematoda; Chromadorea; Rhabditida; Onchocercidae.
AUGGGUUUUCACAUAAUAGUUCCAUUUUGGAAAAAUAGUCUGGGAAAGAACGAACCGAAUCAACAUGCUGUUAUUGCGUAUGCAGGACAGGAAUGGACGAUCAGAGCGCGAGUCACGAAACCUGGAUCGGUAUUUCUUUCGAAAAAAGCGUUAGAAUUAAGUUCAACUACUGCUGAAAAACAUAUAAGGAAUGCGCAUUUUAUCGUCGAAAAAUUAUUGUAUUACAAUAUUGAACGGUUGAAACAUAGUGUUGCAAGCUAUACUGGCGGUGGCUUAUGCCUCUGGUAUGAUCUUCAAUGCCAGAAAGGUCUGAAGUAUCAACUGAAGGGUCAGACAAAGUUUAUCCACGGGCAGGAUGGACUCGCUAGCCUUCGAGCAACUAUUCUAGGAGGACAACUCCAACUCCAGACAGGGGCAGAUGGAGCUUGUUUAGCCCUUUAA